UAUGUGCUUUGUUACUUCCCUUUAUUGUGCAACACUGCACUUCUCCUGUGAAACUGGGAAAUCAAAUCCGAGCUUUUCAUGCAGGCGGGAGAAAACAUUUAAUGCAACACUCUUCAUUUUCACACCCAUCCAACAGCUUUCUUGGAUGAUAAGAUGGCAGAUAAACGGACAUUUGUCUUCAUGUCUGCACAUAUGAUGCUGCAGCUCACGAUUAUGUUGUUGCUGGUGGCUUUCUCUGAGUCAGAGGUAUGUGAUGGCAGCAGGGGCUUUUCUGGAAGACCAGGUAUUCCAGGAGUUCCUGGUACUGAUGGGAAGGAUGGUGCAAAAGGAGAAAAGGGAGAUCCAGGUGAGAGUGCAGUGCCGAUAAAUGGGCCAAAAGGAGAUCCCGGAAUUGCUGGACUCCCAGGCAGGCCUGGCGAGAAGGGAGACAAAGGACUACAAGGUCCGCUAGGGCCACCGGGGCCGAGGGGGGAGAGGGGAGAGAUUACUGAUGUUGAUACUUUAAAUCCGUAUUUUGUUUUCUCUCUGAAAAAAAGUUCUAGGCCACAGAGAGUUCAUCCAGACAGACUAGUCACCUUUGAAAUCCCACUGAUCACCGAGGCAGGUGCUGUCUUAGAUAGAGAAGGUUACUUUAAGGUGCAAAAAGCUGGCAUGUAUUACAUCAGCUACCACAUUUCAGCCAAUGGACUUGCUUGCCUAAAGAUUCGGGUAGAGGGGGAAGAGAAGGUCGGGUUCUGCGAUUCAGCCGGGACAAUUAUGGUAACUGCAGGAUCUGUGGUACUGCCACUCAAAACUGAUGAUAAAGUGUCUUUACAGACAACUGCAACAAGCUCUAUCUUUAGAGACACUGAUUGCACCUUUACAGGCUUCUUGCUCUUCCCAAUGGAUGGAUAAUACGAUUUUCUUUAGAAAUACUCUUAUAUUUACUCUUCCUUACAUUGUAACUUGCAACCAUUCCUUGGGAAUAUUACGUUGUUGUUGAUUAAAAAAAUAAAAA
Puntigrus tetrazona (Sumatra barb) is the source of this 997-nucleotide messenger RNA. It is a transcript of the gene c1qb, whose product is annotated as complement component 1, q subcomponent, B chain. Gene Ontology annotation, molecular function: protein binding. The transcript is spliced from 3 exons. The coding region runs from base 154 to 894 and encodes 246 amino acids. Lineage: Eukaryota; Metazoa; Chordata; Actinopteri; Cypriniformes; Cyprinidae. The record is from RefSeq and is a predicted model, not a curated record.